UUCUCUUCACUUUUCGACAAUCGCGUUUUUCGAAUCCCAUUUCUUUUAUCGGAGUCUCUACUUCAAUUUCGCAUUCAAUUUCGAAUGAUUUCCUUCACCUGCUUUCGUAGCAAUAGCAUGGACUACGUAACUACGUUUUCAUCAGUGUUCUCUUUGAAAUACUAACGUGAAAUAUCCUAUGGUUUGUUGUUAAAAUGCUUGACUACCGUGGAAGAGAAUGAUCGAUUGCACUGCAAUCCCUGGCCUCUGGUUACUUCCAGUGUUCUCAGUUGUUAUUCUACUGAAAUUUAUUGUUUUGAAAUAUCAAAACGCUAGAAAAUAUUCGUGUACAACGAAAAAUGAUCAUUUGUGGUAUUUCUACAAAUCUUUUUGCGUAAUUUUAGUUUGUUUUUAUGUAUUUAACCAUACUUUAUACAACACCUUUUGCGAACAUACUAUACAUUUUGAGAUGGAUUGAUAAAUUUAGUGCUUAGUAGUGCAUUAGUUUUUGUCGGGACUUCAAUUCUAAUUUCUAGGUCAUGAGUUUUCAUUAUGUAAGUUCUGUUGGGGUGGAUUAAGGAGUGAUGUGAGUAAAGGGAAUAACUUUCAAUUUUUGAGCCUGGAUUGGGUAUUGAUUAUUGAAGUUGCCAGCUUUGAUCAUACUCGCGAAGGCAAGGUGCUUGAUCUUCUGAGUUGUUGGUAAAAUGGUUUCUUUUGAGAUGAAUGAUCGAAAGAAGAUCGGAUUAGGGUUAACUGGAUUUGGUAUAUUUUUCUCAUUCCUUGGGAUUAUCUUCUUCUUUGACAAGGGACUGCUAGCCAUUGGAAAUAUCCUGUUUGUUUCUGGAGUGACCCUAACCAUUGGGCUGAAGUCCACUAUGCAAUUUUUCAUGAAACAAAGUAAUUUCAAGGGGACAAUCUCUUUUGGUGUCGGGUUCUUUAUUCUUAUAAUCGGGUGGCCUAUUUUGGGCAUGAUUAUUGAGUUGUAUGGAUUCAUCAUACUAUUCAGUGGAUUCUGGCCUACACUGGCCGUUUUCAUACAGAAGAUUCCUGUUCUUGGUUGGUUGGUUGAACAACCAUAUAUUCGAUCGCUGUUUGAUCGCUAUAGAGGCAAGCGAGUGCCCGUAUAAGACAGGAACCUAUGGAAACAUAAUGUAACUGCUAGCAGGUGCAUUGUAAGUCAAUGUAAAGAAAAUACUCUAGUAAAGAUAUCUAACUGAAUUGAGUUCGCUUUUUGAUGGUAGAAAAUGAUUAUCAUUUCAUCAUGAUACUCAUUCAACGGAAAGGAAAAUUGCAAAGGGAAAAGGUUUUCACUUUACUAUGAUUCUAAUACUUGGUGGAAAAUCAAUUGAUAUGGAGAAUGGUGGUCAGUUCCAUUUACGUUACGAUUCCAAUCAGAAACCUUCUGAGGUUUCCACGCCAAGUAUCAUCCUUUUGCUUUUUGUUCACACUCGUAAAAGGAAUAUAAUGGUUUUAGAUGAUGUCAUUGCAGCAAUAUAGAACUAUUUUCUUUCUUCCCUAUUCUUCCCUAAAUAUUGCAGUGUAAUUUACUUUAAAUAUUGCACCUUUGACUACCA
Messenger RNA from Vigna radiata var. radiata (mung bean), 1553 nucleotides. Its product is annotated as vesicle transport protein GOT1. Lineage: Eukaryota; Viridiplantae; Streptophyta; Magnoliopsida; Fabales; Fabaceae. The coding region runs from base 684 to 1106 and encodes 140 amino acids. The record is from RefSeq and is a predicted model, not a curated record. The transcript has 7 exons. Gene Ontology annotation, biological process: endoplasmic reticulum to Golgi vesicle-mediated transport; retrograde transport, endosome to Golgi.